AUGUCUUCGGUCAAGCGAGCUCGCUGCGAUGAGGCGGAGUCGAGUAUCAUUGGUGGUCAUGAAACUGCGAGAUCGAGAUUGUUGAAGCCGUUGGUGUACUCUGGUUCACUGGACAGCUUCAAGCACCAAGACUCAACUCCGGUCAUCGGCAGAGAAUAUGAAGGCCUCCAAGUGAGGGAUCUCUUGAAGUGGGGUGACGAGAUGAUCAGGGACCUGGCUAUCACGAUCUCGCAGCGUGGUGUCGUCUUUCUCCGCGACCAAGAUGUAACGCCAAACGAGAUGAAAGAGCUCAUGCUCCGAAUCACCGAGCUUUCUGGAUGCCCUGGAUCAUCCGGACUCCACGUCCACCCCCUGACCGAAGAAGGCUCCGAACUAGGCGACCAGAUCUCCGUCAUUAGCAGCGAAAAGCAGAAGAAAGGCGGAGGCCUCACCCACCAGCUCUCCGACGUCAGCCGCUUUGCAUCGGCUGGAUGGCACACUGAUAUCUCAUUUGAGCCUGUGCCGUCCGACUAUGCGAUGCUGAAGAUCCACACACUCCCUGCCACAGGAGGUGACACGCUCUGGGCAUCCGGAUACGAAAUCUACGAUCGCUUGUCGCCCGCUAUCCGGACGUUGCUCGAAGGCCUAACGGCGACGCACGACGCGAAGUUCUUCCUGGAAGAAGCGGAGAGGCUAGGGAACCCGAUCCGAAAGACAAUCCGAGGGAAUCCGUUGAACUUUGGAGAGGCCUUGACAGCCGUUCACCCCGUGAUUCGAACGAACCCGGUAACCGGAUGGAAAUCCGUAUACGUAAACAAAGGCUUCACCAAGCGCAUCAACGGCGUGACGAAAGACGAGUCGGACCUCCUCCUCGGCUACCUCUUCAACAUCCUAACGCAGAACCACGACGCACAGGUGCGUUUCAAGUGGCGGCCGAACGACCUUGCCAUCUGGGACAACCGGAGUAUGUGGCAUUGUGCGACGUACGACUACAGCGACCCGAGGGCGGGUGAUCGUGUCUGCAGUCUGGGAGAGGCGCCGUAUCUGGACUUGAACAGCAGGAGCCGUAGGGAGGAUCUGGAGUCGAGAGAGAAUGUGCAGGCGGGCCUUGCUAUGGCAUAG
Messenger RNA from Macroventuria anomochaeta, 1101 nucleotides. RefSeq names its product taurine catabolism dioxygenase. Gene Ontology annotation, cellular component: cytoplasm. NCBI's taxonomy places the organism in Eukaryota, Fungi, Ascomycota, Dothideomycetes, Pleosporales, Didymellaceae. Bases 1 to 1101 code for a protein of 366 amino acids. The record is from RefSeq and is a predicted model, not a curated record. Gene Ontology annotation, molecular function: 2-oxoglutarate-dependent dioxygenase activity. The transcript is spliced from 4 exons.